ACGACGCGGGGCACUCCUGCGGCUGGAGUCAGAGAUACCUUGGUGCCCGCGGCACCGCCCGCUGCCGUUGCGUCCGCGUCAACUGUUUGGUUUGUCCGUGCAGCCGCCCGGUAGUGGCGCGGGGGGUAGAGCCGGCUGCAGGACGCGUGGAGUACCGCCGCGACGCUCGGCCCACGGCGCCGGGCCGACGCCAGCCGCGGGGACGCUCUGUCGGCGGCGAGUGGAACUGGAGCAGGGCGGGGUGGGGCGCGCGUUGCAGCACUUGUCGAGGGUAUUGCCGCAGCAAUCUGUCAAACGCCGGCUAAUGCUAAUCGGCGGCGAUGCGGGUGGAGCGUGGCGUGGCGCGGCGCGGCGUCGGCGUCCCUGUGCGAAUGAGAUGCCUUGCACCACGUCGAACAAUGAGGUGGCCCGGGCGGGAUCAAGGAGACACGCGGUGACUUUCCCUCGUCAAGUCGUUGAGUCACGACAGCGACGACGGGGCGUCUUUUGACGUGACGCGCACGCCAGGGAAACGCAACAAGCUUUUCUUGCUUGGCGCGGCGUGAGAAAGAAAGGGAAAAUUGUUGCAGUGCCUAGUUCCUUUCCAGUGUGCGUGGCGAUAAUCUAAUUGUUAUCUUGCAGUGUAGCGUUUAGAAGUCGUUCCCCGGACCAGUCGACUGAUUUGAGGCGCCACUGACGGCCCUUGCCCGGUGUCUUCGAGCCCGACGGGCCGCCGCUGUCAUCCUCUCCAUAGAACUCUCUGGAGGUGUCGGCGGUGCGCGGCCAGCUGUACGGGAGCCCCGAGGCGGCUAUGGUGGCUAUGGACAUGUCGAAAGGCACCGCGGACGCCCGUCAGCGAUACGGACUGGAACACGCCGGCCGAACGGGCGCACGACGACGAUGGCUUCUGCUGGCAGAACGCGCCCGCGCGGCGCGCAGCCCCCAGGCUACCCGCGCACGAUGGGUUGCAUACGAUCCAGGCGGCUCCGCUCCAACAGCGGGACUUGCACGAUCCUGGACGCCGAAUACUAUAAUACACCUCUCCAUUACAGGCCAUGUGGUCUGCGUCCCUGGACUGAAGAGCGAGGCCUUUACUCUUCUGCAUGUGCAUGCCGGUGACGGGGGUGCCCUACAUGCUCUCCGUGCAAACUCUUAACACUAACACGGUGCCGUUGCUGUUGACAGGUGAUGGGCCCAGGGCGUCGAGUGGGUCGGAGGUGACCGGCUGCAGCUCUCUGCUAACGGGGCUGUGCCGCACGGAGGACUUGAAGAGCGAGGGCGAGGACCCAGAGGAGAGGGGAGAGCCUCUGGGGCUGGUUGUCAGCGGCUGCUACUCUCUCCGCGAUCACGGCCCGCGUGAGGUCCAUGACGACAGCGAGGACCUUGACGAAGAGGAUGUCCUUCGUGGCCGUGCGUCGAGACAGCCGCGCCCGGCGGUAGGCGAGGACGCCCCAGAGGACAGUAGAGGCCGUGACGAAGCAGAAGCCAAGUGUGGCCCUAACUGUAAACCGGGUGUCUGGUGUGAGGACGGUGUCGAGUCUGAAGGGACGCCUCAGAACGGCGAUGAGAGGGACAAAGGGUCGGGGACAUCCCACAAGGAGACGUGUCGUGUGGAAUGUCCCGGUGCUGGCCUUCAAAACCAUCCCCUCGAGCACGUGGAUUACGGUUUGAAGUGUUCAUUCUGCGGUCUAACCUGCCAUUUUAAAUCAAACCUCGUGAGGCACAUGCGAACGCACACCGGCGAGAAACCAUACCAGUGUGAUAAUUGUACUCAACGAUUUGCGCAAAAGAGUCAUCUUGUUCGCCACAUGCGAAAGCACACCGGUGAGAAACCAUACAUGUGUGAUAUCUGUAAGGAGCUCUUUGGCCAAAAGACUGAUCUUGUUCGUCACAUGCGAAGGCACACCGGUGAGAAACCUUACCAGUGUGAGAUCUGUAAGGAGCGAUUUGCCAGAAAGAGUUCCCUGGUUCUGCACAUGCGAACACACAUUGGUGAUAAAUCAUUUAAGUGUGACAUCUGCAAAAAAUGUUUUACAAGAAAACAUCAUCUAAAAAACCACAUCAGGUCUCACAUCGUGUGA
Frankliniella occidentalis (western flower thrips) is the source of this 2060-nucleotide messenger RNA. RefSeq names its product zinc finger protein 205-like. Gene Ontology annotation, cellular component: nucleus. Gene Ontology annotation, molecular function: RNA polymerase II cis-regulatory region sequence-specific DNA binding; DNA-binding transcription factor activity, RNA polymerase II-specific. The transcript has a single exon. The record is from RefSeq and is a predicted model, not a curated record. NCBI's taxonomy places the organism in Eukaryota, Metazoa, Arthropoda, Insecta, Thysanoptera, Thripidae. Gene Ontology annotation, biological process: regulation of transcription by RNA polymerase II. Bases 1083 to 2060 code for a protein of 325 amino acids.